Molecule: messenger RNA, 2505 nt
Organism: Trypanosoma brucei brucei TREU927
Lineage: Eukaryota; Euglenozoa; Kinetoplastea; Trypanosomatida; Trypanosomatidae
Exons: 1
Coding region: 1-2505 (834 amino acids)
Source: RefSeq, a predicted model, not a curated record
AUGGCUCACCCGGUGCCACCGGUUAACCCAUAUGACCCGCGGGAUCUUCAAUCCAAGGCGCUGCAGCGUUGGGAGGAACAGCAGCGGGUGUGGGCUAAUAUGGAAAAAAAUAUCAGGCGUCGUGUGCCUGGAAAAGGCCGGGCGGCGCAACUUGGUGGAAGGAAUAUGGAGUUUGCGAUGUACAAGAAGCGGUUAAACAUUGAAAAGCAGUUUCUUCUAGAAGGCGCAGUACCACCACCGGAGUUGGGGGGUCAUAAUUUGUGGGAAAGCACAUUACGCAUACAUCCUGGGGAAAAUGCAGUGCGAUAUGUUCGGAUGGACAAGACGGAAUACCCAUAUCCAUUGUACUGUAAAGUGGCGGAUAACAGACGAAAUGAUGCGGAUAAUCAGACAAACAUGCGCAUUGUGCAUCCGAAAGAAAGACAGCUAGGUGUCGUGAAGGAGCAGCCACAGCAGCCGAAAUCAAAGGAUGAAUCAAUUUCCAUUAUAUUUCCCGGUAAAGAGUACUACAGCAAGCAGGUGGCAAGGAAUAUAUCAGCGAUUGAACGGCAGAUGCCUCACUUUCUUGUGCCAAGAGCAUACUUAGAAGUUUGUGGAAAGCCGCCACCGUGGACCUUUAAUACCGAAGAAGCUGCAGCAGCCAAGAAGCGUGCCCCGCCCGUUGCUUACCACCCACCUCCGGCUAGCCCCUCCGUAACUGUGUCCCGCACAUUCUCACAACAGUGUGGUAGUCAAAAAAAAUGUUCAUCCCUCGGUGAAGAUGACGCAGCCACGGCAGUGACACGGCCCGAUGUCAAUAGUUGCACCGUUGACGUCACCGAGGAAGCCGUGGGUGGUCCCUCCCUCGUCAUAUCCACAACCCGCAUUUUAUUUUUUGCGGAGCCCGGAGAGCUUUCCCAUGGCUCAGUGAAAAUCAAAAACAACGGCACUACGACCGUUUACUACACAUGGGCUCCUAUUCAGCCAGUCACAGAGUUGGAUGACGCCAUUACUGGGAAUGAGACUAGAGAUGAAGAGAGCGGCGGGGACGACGGGGAAAUUUCUGGAACUAAAAACGAGCGCUCGCAAACUGAAUCCGAUGAAGGAGGAGCCACAUCUGCCAGAACGAGCUGUGAUACUGUGCAAGUGACAGCGGUCCCGCAAUGGCGAAGUAAAGAGAGAGGGGAAGAAAGAGGCAUUCGCGUGGACGGUGAGGCCGUGGAGCAGCAAACACCACGCGGAGAGGCAAAAUUGUCGCUUCGUGCGCUAGCAACAAAAUCCAAAGAGUCAAAAACCUUCUUUUACCUCUCUGCUCCCCUAGACGGCGUCAUACUUCCGGAUGAUGAAAUCAUUUUUCCUUUCUCCGUUAGGGCUGCCUUCGCUGGACGCUUCACGCGUCACUAUGAGCUUCUUAUGUUUCCUACUAUGUCGCGACCCCUCGUCGUGGAACUAUGUGCGUUUAUCCGUUCUCCCCUGCCCACGUUGAAUGCACUGUCGGACCCUGUCGGCGAGGCCUUCGACGCGAGAGAAGGAGUAAACAUGCAACGUCAACUGCUUAACACUUUGGUUGCGAGGGAAAGUAUGUACGACGCGUCAGAGAUUGCUAAGGCGACCAAGGCGUGUAUAGCUGCUUCACAGGCGGAAGAAGAGGCGAGAGAGGCAGAAAUAACCAGGUGGCGGCUGGCUUGGAAUGACUCGACGUACAUGGCACUGCGCGUGCCGUUCAACCGAGACAUUUACCAACGGUUGAAUGCGAUGUACGGAAACAUUAUGCGGACGAUGGAUGAGUGCGGGAGACCAUUGCAACACAGAGAAUGGAAUGGUUCUGUCCAGACUCUUCAGACGAAAAUCUGCGGAGUUCGCGAUGCUGUGUGUAGGAAUACCUUGCGUGAAGCUUUUAAUUGCCUCUUACGCGCUUCAGUGGUUUGCGAGCAGGAGCGCGAACCUCUUGGCCUUUUGCUUCGUCGGGCUGCGGGAGUUACCGCCUUUUCAGUACUCGCUCACCGUGUCGAACAACUGGAUGACUCCAUCAGUUAUGCACUUGGCAUCCGAUCGCGUCCAGUGCCCUUACAGUCCACUGUCCUGCCAGUGAUAGCCAUGAAUCAGAAGUCAAUCAACAACACCAACAACCAAGGUGCUUUAUCUGGGCGGGCUAACGCACGGCAGGGAAGCAGGGCAAGAAGCGGCUUUACCAUACAAGACAAUAGUGCCGUGCUUUCAGUGCUCACAGAAGAGCAAGGAAAUGAAGCGGAAGCUGCCUCGCAAGAAGCUGCCAUUGAACCCUCCGUACAGGAAGAGUACAGAGCGCGUUUGUUCACUGGAAUGCGACGACUUGUUGGGGAUGCAGUGGAGCAGCUCUGUGCCAUAUUAGACGCCUCCCGCAACUCCAUCGAGGCGGCAUGCGACCUUCCUCUCAUGGGUAUUACCGUUUGCACGCGAGCACAAGAUGUACGCAUCAUUCAAUGCGCCGAAGAUUUGGAAGUGGAUACGGCUGUCGAGGCUAUUGUGCCGAAGAAGAGGAAGUAG